CCAUUUGAAAAACCCACUCUUUUCCGUCUUCUUCAAUCUCCAACAGUUUUCAUUUUUCCACUGUAAUAAACCCUAACCAAAUCAAAUCAAAUCAAACCCAGAAAUCAAUUUCUCCAUCCUCCAUUUUCAAAGCUCAAAAGAAGAAAAAUGCGUUCAGUAAUCACCAGAAUCCCAUCAAAAUACCUUGUAAAACGCUUCAUUCCAUCAAUUUCUCCCUCAACCCACUCUCUUUCUACAUCAACUGAAUCCAAACCCCAGAAAUUAGAUCGAAUCGCAAAUGAGCUGCUUUCCCUCAAUCCCGUUGAACUUAACGAUUACUCUAUUCUGUUUGGGAUGAAGAUGGGCCUUAAGAAUGCUGGGUUAGCUGGACUUUCAGCUGGGCCAAGCUCAUCCGGGUCAGCCCAGCCCAGUGCAGAGGCUGAGACCAAGGAGAAGACGAUGUUCGAUGUGAAAUUGGAAAAGUUUGAUGCAGGGGCGAAGUUAAAGGUGAUUAAAGAGGUGAGAAGUUUUACAGAAUUGGGGUUGAAGGAAGCAAAAGAUUUGGUUGAGAAAACACCUGCAUUUGUGAAGAAAGGGGUUACUAAGGAAGAAGGUGAAGCUAUUAUUGAGAAAUUGAAGGCGCUUGGUGCUACUGUCGUUUUGGAAUGAUUUUGAUUUUGAGUCGGGCAAAAAUUCCAAUGAAGGAUUACAUCCUGUAAGCAACAUAACAUUCCCUUAUAAUCUUGUAGGUUGUGAUUUUGAUUCCUAAGGUACCAUUCCCAACCUAUGUUACCUGAAAUGAGGCAGUCGUGACAACCUUGGGUACAUCUCCAAGACUCCAAGUAUUAGACUUGGCUGGUUUACGAAAAGAGCCCUCAUUAUAGAGAAGGAAGGAAGUGCCAAGUGUUCAUACCUACGAGUAUUGUUGAGUUAUAGUAACACACCCAAACUUGUGCUGUUAAAUGGGUUCACUUGAGAUUUAUAUAUUAUCGGUGUGCACACUAUUGCAGUUGGUUCAUACUGCCCUUCAUGAACGAACCAAACAUAUUGAGGUUAGACUGCCAUUUCAUCAAAGACAAGGUUCUAGAUGGUCUGUUACAGAUUUGCUUGUUUCUCAUAAUUAGUUACUUGAAGUUGGGAAUCUACCUUCACAAUCCUUACCCCGCUUUUUAUUACUAGUGAUUCUCCGCUUGGAUCGAUAUCUGGUGUAUAAAUUAGAACGUUGACUUUUGUAUCUUAUAAGUAAUAGUUGGGACAACAUGCUAAGGAUGUUUCCUGUACAAAUAAAGAUAUUCUUCCCUUUUUUUGGAGUACAUUGAAAAUACCAUAAUGAGAAAUUUUUCUGAGCUGAA
Chenopodium quinoa (quinoa) is the source of this 1331-nucleotide messenger RNA. RefSeq names its product 50S ribosomal protein L7/L12-like. The record is from RefSeq and is a predicted model, not a curated record. The transcript is spliced from 2 exons. Gene Ontology annotation, cellular component: ribosome. NCBI's taxonomy places the organism in Eukaryota, Viridiplantae, Streptophyta, Magnoliopsida, Caryophyllales, Amaranthaceae. The coding region runs from base 148 to 648 and encodes 166 amino acids. Gene Ontology annotation, molecular function: structural constituent of ribosome. Gene Ontology annotation, biological process: translation.